Helicoverpa armigera (cotton bollworm) is the source of this 1609-nucleotide messenger RNA. Its product is annotated as cytochrome P450 4C1. Bases 136 to 1599 code for a protein of 487 amino acids. The transcript is spliced from 10 exons. Gene Ontology annotation, molecular function: heme binding; monooxygenase activity; iron ion binding. The record is from RefSeq and is a predicted model, not a curated record. Lineage: Eukaryota; Metazoa; Arthropoda; Insecta; Lepidoptera; Noctuidae.
GAGUUUUGGGCUUACUGGAAGCGAGCUAAAAGCUGAGAUUUAUUUUUAUCUUUUUUUGUAUUACUCACUCUUCGAAGUAGUAUUUAACGUUGCACUCAAUAAAUCUUCGAUUAGUUUCGGAAGUGCGAUCGUAAAAUGUUGAGCCUGAUUUUAAUAUAUGUUUUAGUGGUUUGUUUGGGGUUUGUGAUAUUAAAAAGGACUCGGAGUUCAAGUGAACAUGCGUUGCCGCCAUUAUUGCCUGGAUCUUUGCCCAUAAUUGGGUAUACGAUACAAGUCGUUUCUGCAGCAAGAAAUCAGUUUCGUUUAUUGAAAGCUGUAACUUCAGGCAGCGCUGAAAAAGGAGGGAUAACUACCACCACCUUCGGGACAGAGCGGUACUACUUUAUAACUGAUCCUCAAGACGCAGUGACAGCUGCAAACUCCUGUCUUCAAAGACAUUAUGCAUUUGACUUCUGCAAACCGUGGCUGGGCGAUGGACUGUUAACGACUUCGGCUGAAACAUGGAAGAGUCAUCGCAAGCUUCUCAGCCCAGCAUUCAGCCUGCCGGUGAUCCACGGCCUGCUACAAGUAUUCAACAGUCAGUCCAGGAAACUUCUGGAAGAAGUAGCCCCUCAUGAUGGAAAGGGCUCGUUCGAUCACGACGUGUAUUUAACAAAGAAUGCUUUGGAAACUCUUUGUGUGGGCACUUUCGGAAUAAACAUCAUAGAUGACGAAAAAUUUACGCAGAAAUAUAUCAAAUCCCUUUACGAGAUUAUUCCAAUGGUGACGAGAAAGUUCGUCGAAGUGUGGAGCCAGAGCGACUUUUUGUAUAAACUCUCAGGACUUAAGGAGAAGGAAGACCAAUUGCUGGACACUUUACAUUCUAUGACGGAUAAAGUUUUACAAGAGAAAAAGCUUGCAAGAAAGGGGAAGGAAAUAAAAAAAGAAGUUACUGGAAUAGAAUACAGACCUUUCCUAGAUCUGCUGUUAGACUUGUCAGAAAAUGGAGAUUUGUCAGACCAGUACAUUAGAGAAGAAACACAAACGAUCAUUGCAUCUGGCUUCGAGACCACUUCCAACCAGUUGACAUCUACUUUGGUGCUGUUAGGUGCUCAUCCUGAGGUGCAAGAGAAAAUGUAUGAAGAAUUAAUAGAUGUACUACAAGAUAGAGAUGUAGAAAAGGAGGAUCUAAAUAAGCUGGUGUACACAAACGCUGUCAUAUUGGAGUCUCUUCGAUUAUUCCCUACAGUGCCGUGCUUACUGAGAUGUGUGGAGAAGGAUGUUAAGCUAAAAAACUACACGAUGCGUGCUGGCAGUUACUGCAGUAUAUCUCCUCUGGUAGUAAAUGUGAACUCUCCUUGGAAAGCAGAAACAACACAUUUUGAUCCUGAAAAAUGGCUGAACGGAGAAUACAAAAACAAUUCGGAAUUUGCCGGAUUUGGAUUGGGGAAGAGAGGAUGUAUAGGUAAAACAUACGCAAUGACGAUGAUGAAGGUGGUACUAUCACACUUCAUACGGCGGUACCGAGUGCGAGCUGACAUGAGCCAGGUUCGAGUCAAGUUCGAGUUCCUAUUGAAACCAGUGUCAGGACAUGAAAUCAGGAUCCAACGGAGAAAUUAAGAGAAUAAUU